AUGUUGUAGAAUCAUGUUCUGUUUCCAAAGUGUGAAGCAUUGGGGCCCACAAAUGAAUUUCUGGGUCUUGUGGUGUGGGAUCACAAAGUAAAUACUCGAGAGAGUGUUAGCUCAGGCACACAGAGCAUUGAAGAAGCAUUAAGAUUAUGUAAUCUUUAUAAUCAGCUAAUAAUCAGCGACAUUUGCACGACGACCAGCAUCUUGAAUGAGGGUUUCCCUUAGAGAAGCCCCAGUCAAACGGCAUAACGAACAUCUGUGAAGACAGUCGACCUUUGUCAACCGAAGUUUACGAGUAUUAAGAAUAACAUCAUGGUUUCAAAGUGUUUAUUGGAAAUACUAAUAAUUGUCACACAUUCAGUUCUGAUCCAAGCACAAUGUAACCUCGAAGGAGUGCGACUUUGUCUGGAAAACGAAAACAUACCUUCAGAACAAAUAACACAAGAUUUGCAAACGGCAUGCGAGGCAUACAAAACUGCAGAUGCUUGUGUUACCCCAUACCGGAGCUCCUGCGAGUCUGACCCAAUAUUCCAAGAGAUGGUUUCAGGGUUUUCUGAUAUAGGUGGUUUCUGUGUUGGUGAUGCAAGCUGUGAUCCCACCAAGUGCUAUGCCAUAUUGGGUAUAGCACUAACCGGAAGUAACCAGCCGCCACAGAAUGUCAACAACUGUGAAAAAUAUCCAAUAUUCAAGAACUGUGUUGAGACACAAAGAUCUUCAUGUGAGGGUAACAUAAUGUUCUCCAUGUUGGAUGAAGCCUUUAGUCAGCUGACGAUGGCGUGUGUGGAAGGAGAAUUACCAAGUAGUAUGGACAGUGAAAACUGUAAUGUCACGGGGUUUGGAAAUUGUCUAAAAGAAGCAGGAUGGCAACUUUCUAAUACAAAAAAAGUCGAAUAUGGCUGUGAUGUUGUUUCUACAACUAUGUUGUGCGUGACCAAGUUUGAAUCAGGAUGCAGGAAUCAUUCGUUAUUCAAAAUAUCAGUUCCAGCGAUAAAACAGCUACAUAAAGCAUGCAAAGCUGUUUGUAAGGGUGGAGGAUGCCUAAAUGGAUUGGAUUUUCCAGUUGAGAACUGCACUGACAUACAAAAUUCCAUCUUAUGCCUGGAAUCAAAACUUGAGAAUUGUCCACGGAAUAAAGACAUACAAAGGAAAAUUCAGGGAUUGAAAAAUCUUUGUUCUGACAUAUCUCUGAAGACAGGUAUGAAUGCCUUCAAGACUUGUCUUGCCAGCUCAACAAUUAAACAGAAUUGCCAGCAACUCUUAAAACCACCCUUGCAAAGAGAAACCGAAAGUGUUGAAUGCAAAAGAAUAUCUGAUUAUUCAACAUGUGCAAUGAUGGCUUUGCCUAAGUGUGAAAAUGAAGAAGUCAAAGAAUUUGUAUCAGAAACCGCUAAAACACUUGCGAGUCUGAGAUCUAGGCGUGAAGGGGGAGUUCAAUGUCCGUCAAGUGACGGGAGAACACAUUUUCCGGAGUUGUGGAUGGUUCUUUUUGCAGCUUUCCUAACGUGGAUGAAUAUUUUUCUCUAAAUCAACUACCUCAUAUAUUGUGUAUUAUAACAUUUUUAUAAAUAGUGUUCUUGUAAAGCUGUGUUUUGAACAAGUGCUUAGUCAAAUCGUACGGAAGUAUAAAGUACAAAAUUCUU
Messenger RNA from Saccostrea echinata, 1637 nucleotides. RefSeq lists its product as uncharacterized. Bases 310 to 1521 code for a protein of 403 amino acids. The transcript is spliced from 14 exons. NCBI's taxonomy places the organism in Eukaryota, Metazoa, Mollusca, Bivalvia, Ostreida, Ostreidae. The record is from RefSeq and is a predicted model, not a curated record.